CACUGCGCCAUAGACAUCGUAUAUUAACCCGCUUUAGCGAUAUUAGAUCAUUGAAUUAUGGUUACUACUAUUUUGCAAAAAGCAUAAUAUGUUUUUUUACUAUGUUGCAAACGGCAGCGAUAAAAAACUUAGCCACAUUCUGUCACACUGUCGCAAUAUGCAGUAAUAUUCACUACCAUAGAGAGUAAGUAGAGAUGCAAUAGAACAUUCAAAAAAUUGUGUAGCGCAUUUUCUUUCCUAUAUGAAAUGUACUGUCUUUUUUUUGCCGUUAGUUGACUUGACGUAUCAACCUUACCAGCCCUGCCAGCAAAUUGGCUGAAAGUCCGACGGUACUUGCUUUUUUUGUUUUUUUUGAGUGAAAGCACAAUUUUUAAAACCUGGCCCUUAGGCAAUCGUGAACGACAAAAACAUUUCGAAAUGUUGUCCAUAAGGCGUCUCCUUCAGCGGCCAGCUACAUACCGAGCUGUUCCUCAGUUAUUCAAGGUUCAACAAGCAGCAUUCAGGAGUACUGCCAUGAUGCUGGAGCAGCAAAAGGUCGACAUGAACUCACCUAGCCUGUCACAAAAGUCAAAGGCAGAAGCUGUUGAAAACUUUAAACCCUUACCCAACGCUGAUGUGACCAUCCCAAGAGAAGCAGCGUCACGACUUCUAUCUAUACAGAAUUUGCCAAACACAGUAACAAAGGAGGAUAUAUUACGAUUGGCUCGGUUAGCUUUCCACGAUGUUGACAGCGUCAUACAAGAAAUUUUAUUUGUUCGCAGCCAGGAACUGCAAUUUCACGGCCGAGUUCUCGUACUCUUCCAGAAUGCCGCCGAAGCUCGACAUUUUCAAUUGUUUAACGACCGCGCCGUGGUUGGAGGCAAUCAAAUCAACAUGAACAAGGUGAGCAGAAUUGAUCUGGGAGUUAUUUUUGGAAUGGCUAGCCAGUGUGUAGUAUAUGAGAUGCUUAUUUUUGGGUAAAAUUUUUGUGUCAGAUGGACACCAAGGGAUCAAAUCCAUACGACGUAUUGCACAGCUUUCGAAAGUCGGAAAUGUUCUCCAGCAACGGAACCUCCUCAGCAGGACGCACGGUUAUUCUAAGUGGGUUCCCUCAGCAGACCAAGACGUUUCAUGUGUCAAAAUGGCUACACUCAAAGGGUUACUAUCCCGAAGAUGAUGAAGAAAAUGCCAUUAUUCAAGUGCAAACGUAAGCUUUCAACAGUUGAAAUUGAUAUGAUGCUGCGAACAAGCAUUGAUGUAUUUGUUUUC
Messenger RNA from Umbelopsis ramanniana AG, 1248 nucleotides. RefSeq lists its product as uncharacterized. Bases 418 to 960 code for a protein of 180 amino acids. The transcript has 2 exons. Gene Ontology annotation, molecular function: nucleic acid binding. The record is from RefSeq and is a predicted model, not a curated record. Lineage: Eukaryota; Fungi; Mucoromycota; Umbelopsidomycetes; Umbelopsidales; Umbelopsidaceae.